Molecule: messenger RNA, 1504 nt
Organism: Panicum hallii
Lineage: Eukaryota; Viridiplantae; Streptophyta; Magnoliopsida; Poales; Poaceae
Product: GDSL esterase/lipase At5g55050-like
Exons: 5
Coding region: 8-1114 (368 amino acids)
Molecular function (GO): hydrolase activity, acting on ester bonds
Source: RefSeq, a predicted model, not a curated record
ACUCUGGAUGAAAAUGGCUUCUCCUUGCAGGAGCACCACCACGAUCUGCGGUGGCCUUCUUCUCCUCUUAGCUUUCGUGGCCGAGAUGGUCCAGGGCGGCGCGUCAGCUCCGGCGCUGUACGUGCUCGGCGACUCGCUGGCGGACGUCGGCAACAACAACUACCUGGUGACGCCGUUCAGGGCGAACUUCCCCCACAACGGCGUCGACUACCCGGGACACCUUCCCACCGGCAGGUUCAGCAACGGCCACAACCUAGCAGACUUCAUAGCUGCCAGUCUCGGUCUCCCCUCACCUCCAGCGUACCUUUCCAUGGGCAACACCACUGGAAACUGCUCCCUGUUCCUGAACGGUGUUAACUUUGCUUCCGGGGGUGCAGGAGUCUUAGACGCCACAAACAAGGGCCUGACAAUUAGCUUCGACGAACAAAUCGAGCGUGACUACACCACCGUUUACGGAGGACUGGUGCAGCAGCUCGGCCAGGCUCAGGCCUCAAUCCACGUGGCGAGAUCGAUCUUCACCGUCGGCAUCGGCGGCAACGACAUAGCCGCCCGCGUAUUGUCAGGCCCCAAAGAUCAGCGGCAGAUGAGCUCCGAUCAGCAGUUCAUCGCCUCGUUGGCGCAGUCCCUGAAACGCAAACUGCAGAGGAUGUACAAGCUGGGAAUGCGCAGGCUGUUCUUCGUCGGCACCGGGCCGCUCGGGUGCUACCCGCUGCUGCGGCAGCGGAGCCUCGCCAUGGAGUGCGACGCGGAGGCGAGCUCUCUGUCGAUGCAGUACAGCGCCGCGGCGGCCACCAUCCUGCGCGACAUGAGCACGCGGCGCCCGGACUUCGAGUACUCCUCCUUCGACCAGUACACGGCGCUGCUGGGGUACAUUCAGGAGCCAGAAGCGAAUGGCUUUGCUGAAGCGAAAGCGGCGUGCUGUGCUCUGGGGAACGGCACUGCCUUGUUGAUAUGCACACCGGCGAACGCUCUCUGCGCCGACAGGGCGAGCCAUGUCUUUUGGGACGGCGCCCAUCUCACGGAGGUCACCACGGAGAAGCUGGUGGCGGUCGCCUUCAACGGGUCCGCGCCGCUGGUUUCGCCGGUGAAUUUGAAGCAGCUCAGUGCCCCGUAGGUCAAAAGGGUACUAUAUCUCCAUCCUUUGCAACGGUACACAGCCAGCAAGACAGCUAUUACGUGAUUGGAAAGUCAAAGUGUUAGAUAAAUUGGUGGCUACUACCAUUUUUUACUAUGGGUUAACAGCUGCGUUAGAUAAUGAUCAAUAUGUUAGUUAGACAUGAACAAAUUGUUGGGCAGACCGGAACUAGAAACAUGGCCCAGUAAGGAAAAGAGAUAGGUUUAUUGGGCCAGCACAGUUGUUGGGCUGAAAUGGAUAAGCUCUGAGACUAGGUCGAGCAAUCUUUUUAAUAUUUUGCACCUUUCACCAAGUGGCCUAACCUUUACUAUUUGUAGCUUGACCUUGAUUAUUUUGCUCAGGUCGAUCAAAACUGGCAGCACGUAUUAA